Paramecium sonneborni is the source of this 322-nucleotide messenger RNA. The record is from the annotation of a GenBank genome assembly. NCBI's taxonomy places the organism in Eukaryota, Ciliophora, Oligohymenophorea, Peniculida, Parameciidae.
AUGUUGAAUAUAUCUCUAUAAUAUAUUUUAUAUGAUGAUUAAAAGUAAAGAAGUGUUAUAGGCUUGAACAAAAUUGAUAGAUGGGUUGAGUUGAUAUAUGAUUAUAGGAGAGAUUCUUAAAAUGGUAAAAAAAAGGUAGGCGAGAUAAAUUUUUUGAGUUAUUACAGGUUUGAAUUAAUGUAAGAACAAAAUAAAAAAAUCACUUAUUGGUGGUGGAUCUUUUAAGAAAAUGAUUUAAAUUCAAUUAAGUAAGAAUUUAAAAAUUGGUUGUAAGUUAUCAUGAUAGGUGAAUAUAAAAAUGGCCAAAAAGUUGGUUGUUGAG